AUGGACUCAUCAAGGAAAAUCGCACUACACAAAUUUUCGGACAUGAAGCUAUUCACAGAAGCUUUGACACAUACUUCCUACUGUUACGAGAAUCCAAUGACAGGUUAUCACAAUGAACGAUUGGAAUUCCUGGGCGACUCCGUCAUUUCAUGCGUUGUAACGGACUACAUAUACAACAAAUUUACAAAGUACAAAGAAGGAACACUUACGCAACUACGUGCGAGAAUUGUCUGUCAGGAUACCUUGGCAAAGUUCUCGAGAGACCUAGGUUUGGAUAAAAAACUUCGGUUAGGGAAGGGGAGCUCGGCCAUGCGAAAUAACGAAAAAGUAUUAUGCGAUACAUUCGAGGCAUAUGUUGGAGCAAUUUUUUUAGAUGUGAAUAAAGAUCUGGUGAAAGUAAUGGAUCAUAUCAAACAGCUUAUCGAACCAUUUGUUGACUAUUUGAAGGAAGUAAACGCAAGUGAUUUCAAAGAUGAAGACGAUGGAAUUAUCUCAAUUGAAGAUGAUGAGGUCCCCGUCGAAGAACCGGCCAUACCGUCAACUCACGCGUACGAAGAUCCGAUUGGGAAAUUGCAAAUGUGGGUAGCAAAGAGAGAUUCUAAAAAAGUGCCUUUAUAUGACAUCGAAGAGAAAACGGACGAAAAAGAAAAAAUUUUCGUUGCCACAGUCAGAAUCGAUGGUGAGAUUGUUGGUCGAGGCGAAGGACUGAACAAAAAGUCAGCAAAAAAAAGAGCUGCCGAAGAUGCUAUGGAAAAAUCUGGCAUCAAAGGGCCAACAAGUUAA
Acaulospora colombiana is the source of this 783-nucleotide messenger RNA. Lineage: Eukaryota; Fungi; Glomeromycota; Glomeromycetes; Diversisporales; Acaulosporaceae. The record is from the annotation of a GenBank genome assembly.